AUAGCCUAAUAAUUAUAGAAGUAUUCCAUGUGGUUUGUAUCCAGUUCCCGUUUAUCCCGAAUAUUUCCCUUUCCCAUCCAGGCCUGACGGAGCUAUUUCCGUAGGAAAUGUCACUUUAGUGUUUUAAUUUUUGGGCCUGAAUUUUCGUCCUGAAGUCAGUGAAGUGGCAUAAUUAUUUUGAACAGCAACAGCAGCUGUAGUUCUAUCUGCUUUACCAUGGUUGCGGUGAUUCGAUAACGGAUGUUCUUGUUUUGCUUGGGAAGAUUUUUCAUUUUGCCGGUCGCAAUGGCGCGAAGUAACAGCAUCAGUUCUUUUUCCACUGAGGCGGGGCAAAGUAUUAACCAUUACGAAACGGACUAAUUUUGGCGAAGAGAGUGUCAUCCAUGCAUAAGGACAAAUAUGGCAGUUCGUUUACCGCUCAUCAACACGGAUCGAGAUAUUCUAGUCAAGCUGAGAACAAAGCCGCAAAACACCGACAACAAGAAGUACAGUUGCCAACACCGGACAGUGCCGGUAGCGUGAAGACCGGAAUAUUGAUGCUUAACUUGGGAGGACCGGAAACGACAAGCGAUGUUCAUGACUUUUUACUGCGAUUAUUUUCCGAUAAGGAUCUCAUUCCUCUUCCUGCUCAAAGCAUAUUGGCACCGGUUAUCGCAAAAAGACGAACGCCAAAAAUUGUCGAACAGUACAACCGGAUCGGCGGUGGCUCGCCUAUCAAGAAAUGGACGGAAACACAAGGAGAUGCUAUGGUUAAACGCUUAAACGAAACCGCUCAAGAGUAUGGUCCAUUUAAGCGAUACAUUGGGUUUCGUUACGCACAUCCUUUGACCGAAGACGCUCUCGACCAAAUGGAGAAAGACGGCGUAACACACGGUGUUGCAUUUACUCAAUAUCCCCAGUACUCCUGUUCAACCACCGGAAGCAGUCUGAAUGCAAUCUACCGGCAUUAUCGCAAGAAUCCUAACAGCAAGAUCCAGUGGUCGACCAUUGACCGUUGGCACUUACACGACGGUCUUGUCGAUGCAUUUGCACAGCAUAUACGAGAGGAGCUGCUACAGUUUCCCGAGGCUGUCCGGAAAGACAUAGUUUUACUGUUUUCUGCGCAUUCGUUACCGUUACAGGUGGUCAAUCGCGGUGAUCCUUAUCCGACCGAAGUCGCCGGCACAGUCACCCGCGUUAUGGAGAAGCUGGGCUUUUCUCAUCCAUACCGCUUAUGCUGGCAGUCUAAAGUUGGACCGUUACCGUGGCUGGCACCACAAACCGAUGACGUGAUUAAAGGUCUGGCAGAACGCGGACGGCGCAAUGCAUUACUGGUGCCCAUCGCCUUCACGAGCGAUCAUAUUGAGACAUUACACGAGCUGGACCUUGAAUAUGCCACGCAUCUGGCCAAGGAAGUCGGCAUGGAACAAGUGCGCCGGGCAAAGUCCCUUAACGACAAUCCGGUAUUCUUGAAGGCGCUGGGUGAUAUUGUGGCCGAACACCUCCGCUCGGGAGCGAAAGCAACGACGCAGUUACAACUGCGCUGUCCGAUGUGCGUUAAUCCUGUCUGCAAGGAAAUGCGCCAUUUUUUCUUGAAAAAGAAUGGCGGUGAAACGGUUAACUGAUGCUUUAUUUUUGUUCUUAUUUUGAAUAUUCACGGAUGCCGGUUUGUGCGACGAAUGGGGUUUUUAUUUUUUAUUUUCAAUAUACACUUGCGCACAGUACGAGUAAUGAUGUAGUACUCUUAAGGUGGAGUAAGCAACAGACAUUAAAAAACC
Messenger RNA from Paramacrobiotus metropolitanus, 1757 nucleotides. RefSeq names its product ferrochelatase, mitochondrial-like. Bases 384 to 1604 code for a protein of 406 amino acids. NCBI's taxonomy places the organism in Eukaryota, Metazoa, Tardigrada, Eutardigrada, Parachela, Macrobiotidae. The transcript has 8 exons. The record is from RefSeq and is a predicted model, not a curated record. Gene Ontology annotation, molecular function: protoporphyrin ferrochelatase activity. Gene Ontology annotation, biological process: heme biosynthetic process.